UGAAGAAGAAUGGCACACACAAAUGGCUCUUUAGUGACUGAAUUUAUCCUAAUGGGGUUAACCGACCAACCAGACCUCCAGCUGCCCCUUUUCUUCUUGUUUCUAGUCACAUACAUGAUCACUUCUUUUGGAAAUCUGGGCUUGAUCAUUUUAAUUGUGCUGAAUUCACACCUGCACACUCCCAUGUACUUUUUCCUCUUCAAUUUGUCUUUCAUAGACUUCUGUUAUUCCUCUGUAAUUACACCCAAAAUGAUGAUGAGCUUCGUAUUGAAGAAGAAUAGUAUAUCUUACAUAGGAUGUAUGACACAGUUCUACUUCUUUGGUUUUUUUGUCAUUUCUGAAUGUUAUGUGCUGACAUCCAUGGCCUAUGAUCGAUACGUGGCCAUCUGCAAGCCACUUUUAUACAACACAAUCAUGUCCCCUAAAGUCUGUUUCAACCUUAUGUUUGGUUCAUACUUGACUGCCUUUUCUCACGCCAUGAUCCACACUGGAUGCAUUCUCAGGCUGAACUUCUGUGAUGCAAACACCAUCAACCACUACUUCUGCGAUGUUCUCCCUUUGCUUGAGCUCUCCUGCACCAGCACUUACAUCAAUGAGGUAGAGAUCUUCAUUGUAGCAGGCAUUGACAUCAUUGUUCCCAGCCUCAUGGUCUUCAUCUCUUAUGGUUUCAUUCUCUCCAGCAUCUUACACAUCAGCUCCACUGAGGGCAGGUCCAAAGCCUUCAGCACCUGCAGUUCCCACAUAGUUGCUGUUUCUCUGUUCUUUGGAUCUUGUGCAUUCAUGUAUCUCAAGCCAUCCUCUUCUGGGUCAACGGGUGAGGGAAAAGUCUCUUCUGUUUUUUAUACCAUUGUGGUUCCUAUGAUGAAUCCACUAAUCUACAGUUUGAGGAACAAAGAUGUUAAAGUUGCCUUGAUAAAAACCCUGCAUAAGUUCCAGUUUUAA
Lepus europaeus (European hare) is the source of this 942-nucleotide messenger RNA. Its product is annotated as olfactory receptor 8B8-like. The record is from RefSeq and is a predicted model, not a curated record. Lineage: Eukaryota; Metazoa; Chordata; Mammalia; Lagomorpha; Leporidae. Gene Ontology annotation, cellular component: membrane. The coding region runs from base 10 to 942 and encodes 310 amino acids. Gene Ontology annotation, molecular function: G protein-coupled receptor activity; odorant binding; olfactory receptor activity. The transcript has a single exon. Gene Ontology annotation, biological process: G protein-coupled receptor signaling pathway; sensory perception of smell.